Molecule: messenger RNA, 1041 nt
Organism: Chelonia mydas (Green sea turtle)
Lineage: Eukaryota; Metazoa; Chordata; Testudines; Cheloniidae
Product: protein p13 MTCP-1-like
Exons: 4
Coding region: 323-706 (127 amino acids)
Biological process (GO): positive regulation of peptidyl-serine phosphorylation
Molecular function (GO): protein serine/threonine kinase activator activity
Source: RefSeq, a predicted model, not a curated record
AAGUUGGGAGAGCAACAGAGAACGGAAGGAGGAUGGAAGAAGGAAAGAAGAGAAGAACAAAGAUAGCAGUGACCUUACAGGGCAGCAUAUUUCCCGCUGUGUUGAUCUCUCUGUGAACCUCUGUGCUGGAGCAUAUGAACUCCUAAAUUUAUACCCUGACCCAUAAUUUAACGUGGAAUUCAACCCCUUGUACCCAAUGAGUUUGAUACCUCUGGGCUAGAGCAAUUAUGAGAAUGAUACAGCUACUGUCUCCUCAAGCAGGCCAAGUUCUUAUAAGUUGGAAGUCUAAUGGUUGCUUUUUGCCCUGCCUGAGCUUCUGAGCAUGUGCACCUGGAGGAAACACCCUCACACUAUUCUUUGUGGCAAGGGAGAGGACAGUAUGCAGGCUAUUCCUCCUCCGGACCGACUAUGGGCCUGGUGCCCAGGCAUAUACCACGAUGAGCAGGGCCAUGUGUGGGUGGCUGUGCUCAGAAAAGAUCCAGAGACGGGCAUCCUGUGGGCCAGGGUGCGGGCUGAGCAGGUUCCUCUGGGGGAUUCCUGGACCCGGAGUCAGUUCCCCCUCUCACCCCUACCCCAUCUGUGGCAGUGGUGCCCUUGUGGGCUCUACCGUGCAGCUGGGGGGAUAGGAGAAGAUGAAUGGUGGCUGGAGAGCCAUCAGGUGGUCUCUGGUGUCCCAGAGAUACUUCUCCGCCAACUACACAGAUGAGGCCAUAGUGAAGUAAAAACGUGAGGCUGGCAGCACCUCUUGGGAGCAGGCCUGGUUUGAGAGUUUUAAAUAUAUAUACUUUCUAACUCUCUUUCUUUCUCUCAUUUUUUCUUUAAACAAGGCGACAUGAACAAGGAUAAAAGGAAGAUGCAUUUUUUUUAAAAACGUUCAGUAAUGCAGUAUUAAUAUAAACCUGUUGUGUUAUAAAACGUUUAUUAAAAAUGUAACGGGACCUUCCUAAAAUGGUGAAGAUGUAGUACUUUAUUCCAUUGAUCACAAAAUGAAAGCCCUUUUUUUGGGAGUUACAAAUAACAAUUUUUUUUUUUGCCUGUUUA